This is a messenger RNA of Halichondria panicea, 1371 nucleotides long. RefSeq names its product NSFL1 cofactor p47-like. Bases 40 to 1272 code for a protein of 410 amino acids. Gene Ontology annotation, molecular function: ubiquitin binding. Gene Ontology annotation, biological process: proteasome-mediated ubiquitin-dependent protein catabolic process; autophagosome assembly; Golgi organization. The record is from RefSeq and is a predicted model, not a curated record. The transcript has 8 exons. Gene Ontology annotation, cellular component: nucleus; cytosol. NCBI's taxonomy places the organism in Eukaryota, Metazoa, Porifera, Demospongiae, Suberitida, Halichondriidae.
UGCUCUUUAAUUAGAAACACAUUUCUGUGUUUUUUAAUUAUGGCCUCUAUAGAUCCUACUCAAGAGGAAAGCAUUGUCCAGUUUGUGAGUGUGACUGGAGCUGAUAAUGAAAGAGCUCUCUUUUACCUACAAGCAGCUGCUUGGAAUCUAGAAUCUGCCCUAAGUGCUUUCUUUGACAAUUCUGAGCCGUCCCACUCUGGUGAUGGUCUGGGGGAUGAACCUCUCAUGCCAGUCCAAGAGACGCAAGCUCCUGAUCCCUCGGCUGUCCCCAACCGUCACGCUGUACCCGAGAAGGAAGAGGCAUCAUCAAAGCAACAGGGAGGAAUUGCCACCCUCUCUGACUAUCAGUCCAAACCGGGAACUUCCAGUGGGGACAAAGGUCAGGAGUACUUUGCGGGGGGCUCUGAGCACAGUGGGCAGAUGAUUGAGGGCCCUCCCAGGAAGAAACAGACCCCUGACAGUAUCGCCAAAGAGGUGUUUGAGUCAGCGAAGAACCAAGGUGCCAUGAACAUUGAUGAAGAAGAGCAGCAGAAAAAGAAAGAUAAAUCAGCAGCUUUCCAGGGUUCAGGGUUCAAGUUGGGGGACUCAGAGGGUCCGAGUGUGCAAAUCAGAGGAAGAGCACGUGACCAAUCAUCUGAGAAGGUUCGACACACAUUAACGUUCUGGAAGGAUGGUUUCUCAGUGGAUGAUAGUGAACUGCGCAAUGGAGAGUCGGAAGCUGACAAGGCCUUCAUAGCAGCCAUCCGUAAAGGGGAGAUUCCUCAAGAACUACUUCGCUCGGCUAAAGGCGGGGAAGUAGACAUUGACUUACAGGACAGACGAACAGAGAACUAUGUCCAACCUAAACGCAAGGUCGUGGCUUUUUCUGGGGAGGGGUAUAAACUGGGAGGGGUUGCCCCAGAGGUAGUGUCUCAUGCAUCCCCUUCCUCGUCUGCCACGCCCACUCCCCCUCCAUCAGUCCCUAUCGAUCCCGACCAACCAACAACUAAUGUUCAAAUCCGAUUGGCCGAUGGUAGCAGAGUGGUAGCAAAAUUUAAUCACACCCACACUGUCAACGACAUCAGACAGUACAUCAAUCUAGAGCUUUACAUACGCCGUGUUUGUGUCCCCAAUGACUGCGCUAUAGUCCCUAACCCUCCCAUCAGCUGUCGACCCUCUUCCUCUGUCUACGCUCUAAUGACCACCUUCCCCAAUCGAGAACUGAAUGACCCAACACAAACAAUAGCUGAAGCUAAGCUUCUCAAUGCUGUUGUUGUGCAGAGACUCAAGUAGAGCUGUGUAGUGCAAACUCUAUAUUGUUACUCACUCAUUGAUUGUUGAUUAUUCUGUAUGUACAAUUAUCAUUGUAUAUAAAGGGUUUUUACGGAAUAA